This is a messenger RNA of Vespa velutina, 3178 nucleotides long. RefSeq names its product cleavage and polyadenylation specificity factor subunit 6 (gene Cpsf6). Gene Ontology annotation, cellular component: mRNA cleavage and polyadenylation specificity factor complex. Gene Ontology annotation, molecular function: mRNA binding. Gene Ontology annotation, biological process: mRNA alternative polyadenylation. The record is from RefSeq and is a predicted model, not a curated record. The coding region runs from base 480 to 2774 and encodes 764 amino acids. The transcript is spliced from 11 exons. Lineage: Eukaryota; Metazoa; Arthropoda; Insecta; Hymenoptera; Vespidae.
UACUAACCUCUGAAUCGAGGAAGGAAAUUGAUGGGCUUGGUGCUGCAGUUAGCGUCGGUGUGCGUAAAAUGGCGGACGGUGACAUUGAUUUGUACGCCGAUGAUCUCGAGCAAGAUUUCGCGCAGGUAAUUCGAUCUUAUCUUUGAUAAUAAUACAGAGUUGAAUAUUAUUCGUAAUUAUUAAGAGCGAGAAUAUUAAAAAAAAUCAAUAGCCGAUAGUGAUAAAAAUACGCGUUAGUAUAUCGGAGUGUUCGGCGUCAUGGAGGAGCGAUGUUAACGAUCGCUCGAUGAACUCUGCGAAGCCCUUAUGCCCGUAAUACCAGUAUUAUCGUGAUCUGCUUUUGUGUGAAAGCAAUCGGAAUACGCGAAAACUUUUUUCUAAGCUACGUUUCAUAAAUAGUGCGUUUUGUGUAUACGCGUAAAAAAACUUCGGACCUAGCACAAAUACGAGUAAUAGAGGUUUCCAGCAGGAAAAUCAAAAUGGUGUUAGCGGACGAAUUUGCUGGCGAUGGUGUGGAUUUGUACGACGAUGUAAUCGCAGCCCCAGCAGGCGGUAAUGGUGGUGUUUCCAGUGGGAAUACUGGGGAUGGAGGAGGUGAUACUACAUCUACAAAUGAGGAAACUAAUGGGAAUGCACCUUAUCAUCAGCUUGGGAACAACAUCCAACCUAAUCAAAUAGGAAGACGUCAUCAACUAUACAUUGGGAAUUUAACUUGGUGGACAAGUGAUCAAGACAUAACUGAUGCGGUCCAAAGUAUCGGUGUAUCUGAUUUUGUUGAAGUAAAAUUCUUUGAAAAUAGGGCAAAUGGACAAUCUAAAGGUUUCUGUGUAAUUUCUCUGGGCUCAGAACAAAGCAUGAGAAUCUGUAUGGAAAGAUUACCUAAAAAAGAAUUACAUGGCCAAAAUCCAGUUGUAACAUUUCCAACGAAACAAGCUUUAAAUCAGUUCGAAUCUCAAUGCAAGACACGACCAGCACCUGCUCCUCAGCAAAGUCAGAGUCAGCGCCCUCAUAAUCCGCACCAACAUCAGCCGCCUAUGCCUCCUCAUCAACAACAUCCACAACAUCCACAACAUCCUCAACAUUCUCAACAAAAUCAUGGUCCUAGAAUGAUGAUGGGUCCUCCCCAGGGUGUUAGACCACAAAGAAUGCCACCACCAGGUAUGGGGCCACCUGGACCUGGUGGACCUGGCCAACAAGGUCCACCUCGAAUGCAUGGACCGCCUAUGGGUCCGGGUCCUGGACCACAUCAUCCUUUACCUGGACAUCCUAAUCAAGGCCCGCCUCCACCAGGAUAUCAGCAAGCACCAUGGAACAGUCCUAGACCAAAUGGUCCACCUGGACCACCAAGAGGUCCAAGUGGACCUGGUGGCCCGCCACAGCAAGGACCUCCAGGACCAGGACCUGGACAGCACAGACCACCAGGCAUGCAAUUUCAUGGUGGUCCACCUGGACCCCCUGGUCAGGGUCCUCCUCGUGGACCACCUGGACAUCCUGGAGGACCUCCAGGUGACCCCAGGGGUGCUCAGCCACGACCAGAAUGGAAUCGACCGCCAGGAAUGCAUCAUGGGCCUCAGGGACCACCAGGUUUCCCUCAACAUCAACAUAUGCAAGGCCCACAACCUGGCCAAGGGCCACCACAGAGAGGACCUCCUCCAGGUUCUAUGGGUGGAAUGUUACCAGGUCCAGGUGGUCCUCCUCCUGGACAUGGUGGACCUCCUCAGGGACCACCUCAAGGACCUCCAGGAGGGCCGGCACCGCAUGUGAAUCCAGCAUUUUUUCCACAAGGACCACCACAUCAACAUCCAGGACAACAUCCUCCAGGACCUCCUGGUCCUCCUCAUGGUCCACCUCAUGGCCCGCCUCACGGACCACCUCAUGGACCACCCCAUGGGCAACCGCAUGGUCCACCCCAUGGACCACCGCAUGUACCACCGCACGGCUAUGGGCCACCUGCAGCACAGCCACCUUAUGGUGCACCAGGACCUGAUCAUCGUCCUGAAGGUCCUCCUCCGCUUACAGAUCAAGAAUUUGAAGAAAUAAUGGGACGCAAUAGAACAGUGUCCUCUUCUGCUAUAGCCAGAGCAGUAUCGGAUGCUGCAGCAGGAGAAUAUGCAAGCGCCAUUGAAACUUUAGUUACUGCAAUUUCUUUAAUAAAACAAUCUAAAGUAGCUGCAGAUGAUAGAUGCAAAAUAUUGAUCAGUUCGCUUCAAGAUACUCUGCGAGGUGUUGAAACAAAGAGUUAUGGUUCUGCUCGCAGAGAACGUUCUCGUUCGCGAGACAGAGAACGUAGUCAUAGAAGACGUCGUGAACGAUCUAGAAGUCGUGAUCGAGAAUAUAGAGAACGUAGCAGAGACAGAGAUAGAGAACGUGAUCGAGAACGUGAUCGUGAAAGAGAAAGAGAUCGUGACCGUGAUAGGGAACGUUAUUAUAGUGAACCGUAUCCCCGAGAAAGAUCACGCAGCAGAGAGAGAGACCGUGAUCGAGAGAGAGAUCGGGAAUACAGAGAAAGGAGCAGAGAAGAAAGUACGACACGUCAGUCAGCCAGGCCAAGAGUAAAAGAAGAACCGCCAGAGGCGGCUCCUGUCUCGUCUUCCAAGGCGUCUAGGUAUUAUGACGAUCGCUACAGGGAACGUGAACGAGACAGAGAUCGAGAACGAGAAUCAAGCCGAAGACCAUCUGAACGAGAAAGAGAACCUGAACGUGAACGAGAACGGGAACGGGAAAGAGAUCGUCGUGAUGAAAGAGGAGACUCUUCGCAUCGGUCAAGACAUUAAACGGAUUUGAAGAGAACAAUAUAGUGGAAUGAUAAGGAUAACCCACAACAUUGUGAUCCUCAACGUAGUCUUGUUCGAUUUCAAAAAAGAAAAGAAAAAAAAAAAUUAAAAGGAACUACCGCUUGUAAUUACAAUGGACAUAUUUUGUCCAAUCAAGAUUCAUAAAAGAUGUUGACAAUGUUUUUAGUAGGAAGAUAUAUAUGAUAUCUUUUUUGCAUUCAACCUUAUAUAGUAAAUACGAUGAUAAUAUGAUUUAUGCGGUAAUUCGUGUGUUUAUUAUUUCAGUUAAAAAAAAAAAAAGAAAAAAAAAAAGAAAAAAAAAUAGAAAAAAGAAAAAAAAGCUCACAUUAUAAGAUUCAGUAGAAUUAUAUUAAUACACUUACGUUUCUUCUUCUUCUUCUUUU